UUUUCUUAUAAAUGUAUUUGCUGUGGAAGGAGAAGGUAUAAUUAUGUAAAUCUUUUAUGGUUAAUGGAAAGUAUCAGAUUUAAUUACUGCUUUACCAGUUGUUAUAUAAUACCCUAUUCACACUGUAUAUUUUAAGCGGGAUUAAGAUUUAAGCAGAAUUAAGUUAAGCCGCAUUGCCGAAAACAAGUUUAACUACUUGUUCACACUGGGUAAUUAAAGCGAAUUAUUCGCUUAGCCCUCAAGCGGGUGCACUCAAUAUUACAUUUUAAAUAAAAUCAAACUUUUGUUUAUUUUUGAUAAAUCAUCAUAAAUUAAUUUAUAUUUUGUAAUUUAAAAUAGAAAUAACUUAUUUAAAAUACAUAAGACGUUAGUUAGGAAUUAUUAACAUUUAUUAUCAGUGAUGUCAUUAUCGUUGUCGUUGGCAGCACGAUUCUUUCAAUGUUAUCACUUUAGUGACAGCUGUGAUAAGAAUGGAUUCUCGACAGAAAGUUGUAUUAUUAUUAUUUAAACUUCUUGUAUUGAAGCAGCGUAUACACGCUAACAGAGAAAGGUAUCGUUUGACACGAACAAAAGCAUUGAAAUGGCGACAACGAGCAAAAGAAAAGGCAUGUGUUGUAGCCAUGAUUUGUUCUACGCUUCCUAGUGAUCGAAUUUGGAAGAUCCCAAGAAAUCAGAAAUGGUGGGAAGAGUGUGUUCCUGCAAUGGAUGAAGUAAGUUGGCGUGAAAACUUUAGAGUUUCUAGAGAAACGUUUAAUUUCUUAUGUGCUGCAUUACCUGAAAUGAAAAGAAAUAAUACUCACUUGAGACGAUGUAUUUCUACAGAUAAAAGAGUAGCAAUUGCUCUAUAUACAUUGGCAUCGUCGUCUGAAUAUAGGACUAUUUCACAUUUGUUUGGUGUAGGAAAAUCCACCGUUUGUAAAAUUGUUAUAGACUUCUGCAAUGCAGUUAUAAAUAAUUUAAUGUCUACCGCUAUCCAGUUUCCACAGACUAGAAAUGAAAUUGACUUAAAAAUUCGUGAUUUUUACGAGAUUUGGAAUUUUCCACAAUGCUUUGGAUCAAUUGAUGGAACACACAUUCCUAUUUCACCACCAAAACAAGACUGCAUUGACUAUUACAACUAUAAAGGAUGGUAUUCUAUGGUCCUCCUUGCUGUUGCAGAUGCCAAAUAUAUGUUUACAUAUAUAAAUGUAGGAUCUCCUGGAAGGAAUAAUGAUGCACACAUUUUAAAAAAUUCUCACUCUCUUUUAACAUGCCUACAAAAUAUAAACUCCUUAGAAUUAGGGGAAAGAAUUGGUGGAGAAGUUGUGCCACCUUUAAUUAUUGGUGACUCUGCUUUUCCUUUACAGCCAACUUUAAUGAAGCCAUUUCCAAGUAAAACAGAGGAUGAAAUAGAAAAAAUAUUCAAUUUUAGAUUAUCUAGAGCUCGACGAGUAGUGGAAAAUGCCUUUGGAAGAUUAAAAGCAAGAUUUCGAAGACUUUCUAAACGAAUGGAUAAUAGGAUUGAUAUAUCAAAACAAAUAAUUAAAACUUGUUGUAUAUUGCAUAAUUUGUGUGAGAAGAGGGAUGAUCCAAUAGAGAAAACAUGGCUUAAUGAAAUAAAUCAGUCUGAUAGUUCAUCAGAAAGAAUUUGUGUUAUAGGGAUAAACAACACCAAAGCUAUUUCAAUUAGAAAUGCUAUUGCAAGAAGUUUUAGGGAUGAAGAUUAAGAUUAUAAGGAUUUUAAAUUAAGUUCACAAAACAAGAUUUGUUACAGGACAAUACUCAAAGUUCAGUAGAAUAUAGUUGUACUUUAAAUUUUGACAUUGCUAAUAUUAAAUAAUAUAUAAAGUUCUAUCUGUUUGUUCUAAAAUCAUUAAUAUAAAUUUUAUAAUUUUUAUGUGAGCAGUCCUCAUAACUUGAGUGUUAAAUGAAACUCCUUGUAUUCUUUUUAAACAAGCUCUUGAAAAUCAGGAGACUGUUAUAAAAUUUAUAUACUCAAACAUUAAGCUGAAAUAAAUUACUUUGACUGAAAUUUUGUCUAGUGUUUGUAGUUUUAUUCAUUUAUAAAGUCAGGAAAAUAAACUUUAUAACUGCAGUCCUCCUGCAAUCAUCAAAUAUGUAUUUUCAAUUGAGGAAAAUAAACAAUCAUAUACAAUAAAAAUGAUUUUUAUUUCAAAUCAUAAACAUUCAAAUUUUAAUUAGACAUUUUUAUUAUAGAUAACAACUCCUUUUGCAAUUCUAUACUCUCUCUCUCUAGUUGCAGUCCUUCCUCUGCAAUUUUUAUAGAUUUCCUUUCCAAUUCCUCAGAAAUGGCAUUGCUCCUUUUAAUUUCACUUAAUAAUUCAUUUAUUUGCCGUUCCAGUGGCCGUUUCUUUUUCUUUGAUGACCUUGUCACCCUUAUUUCGGGUUCAAGUCGUUCUGGUACUGGUACAUCUAUCAAUUCAUUCGAAUUUUCAUCGUUCUGUAAAAGAUACAAGCACAAUUAUUUAAAAAUAUACACUUAUUUUAUUUAAAUACUCACAAUAAAAGAUGUAAAUCAUAUAAAAACAUUAAUUUAUUAGAGUAAAUGAUGAUUACCUGUUUAGUAACAACCACAAGAAAAAUCACCAGAACUUAAAUGCUUAAUUAAACAAAAAUAUAUGUAAAAUGGAGUUUGUGAACAUGCUUAAAUAUUUUACAAUGUCUAUUUAGACAAAUGU
Molecule: messenger RNA, 2678 nt
Organism: Centruroides sculpturatus (bark scorpion)
Lineage: Eukaryota; Metazoa; Arthropoda; Arachnida; Scorpiones; Buthidae
Product: protein ALP1-like
Exons: 1
Coding region: 471-1706 (411 amino acids)
Source: RefSeq, a predicted model, not a curated record